Musa acuminata AAA Group (dessert banana) is the source of this 3912-nucleotide messenger RNA. RefSeq names its product serine/threonine-protein kinase VPS15-like. Lineage: Eukaryota; Viridiplantae; Streptophyta; Magnoliopsida; Zingiberales; Musaceae. Gene Ontology annotation, biological process: protein targeting to vacuole; late endosome to vacuole transport; macroautophagy. Gene Ontology annotation, molecular function: protein serine/threonine kinase activity; protein binding. The record is from RefSeq and is a predicted model, not a curated record. The transcript has 4 exons. Bases 93 to 3644 code for a protein of 1183 amino acids. Gene Ontology annotation, cellular component: phosphatidylinositol 3-kinase complex, class III, type II; late endosome; phosphatidylinositol 3-kinase complex, class III, type I.
GAUCAUCUGAGGACAUUGUUUCUGAUCCAUCCACUUGUUCAAAAUCCACAGAUGAUGAAGGUUUUCAACAUACAGAAGGUGGGAGACAAAGCAUGCAAUCGGCAAGAGGGAAUGAAAGAGGGAAGUUGGAGAAAGUCACAGUUGCUGACCAUAUACAGCUUGUUGGAGAUAUUACUUCACUUCUCAAGGAUGCAGAAAACAUAAGCCGUAAAACACAUUCGGAUGUAGCACAGAGAAAAUCUACAUUGAUCUCCUCAAAUGACUCUGACGCCGCCUGCACUCCAUUUUCUAAACAAUUUAUGCAUUUGAAAGAACAGGCUUUAGGUGAUUCCAAAGGACAUAAGCAGAAAGAAACAAUUUUUUUAAGAAAGAUCCUUAAAAGUGACUUGGACGCUCUGAUGGAUGAAUAUGAUAGCCAGACAGAUACAUAUGGCAUGCCGUCUUUUCCAGGGUCAGAGUGUAAAGUCAGCUGCGAAGGCAUGGUCCUAAUUGCAUCUUUAGUUUGCUCAUGCAUAAGAAGUGUAAAGCAACCACAGCUGAGGAGGGCUGGUCUUAUUUUACUAAAGACUUCUUCCUCAUACAUUGAUGAUGAAGAUCGUUUGCAACAUGUACUUCCAUAUGUUAUUGUGAUGCUCUCUGAUCCAGCUGCAAUUGUGCGUUGUGCUGCUCUUGAAACAUUGUGUGACAUUUUGCCUUCAGUCCAAGACUUUCCUCCGAGUGAUGCAAUGAUAUUUCCCGAGUAUAUUCUUCCAAUGCUUUCCAUGCUUCCUGAUGAUCCAGAAGAAAGUGUUAGGAUAUGUUAUGCAAGUAACAUUUCUAAGAUUGCAAUGACUGCUUAUAGAUUCUUGAUUCGCUCCGAGCACAUAUCUGAUGGAGUACCUCUUGAUAGAUCUGGUCUAGUUCAAAAAUCGCAAUCCCUUCCUAUGGAAUCACCAAGAAAGAAGCAAGGCCAUAAAGUUGAUGGUCAGCUUGUGCAGUUGAGAAAAUCCAUAGCUGAAAUUGUGCAGGAAUUGGUAAUGGGUGCAAAGCAAACUCCAAAUAUCCGUAGAGCUCUCCUGCAAGAUAUUGGUCGUCUUUGUUAUUUCUUUGGGCAGAGGCAUAGUAAUGACUUGUUGUUGCCCAUCCUACCAGCAUUUCUUAAUGAUCGAGAUGAGCAACUUCGAGCAGUUUUUUACGGGCAGAUAAUUUUUGUCUGCUUUUUUGUCGGUCAAAUAAGUGUUGAGGAAUACCUUUUGCCCUAUAUCGAACAGGCGUUGAGCGAUGAAAUGGAGGCUGUAAUUGUGAAUGCUUUAGAAUGCUUAUCCAUGUUGUGCAAGAGUGGUUUUCUACAGAAAAGGAUGCUUCGUGGGCUGAUUGAGAAAGCUUUUCCUUUGUUAUGUUAUCCAAUCCAAUGGGUUAGAAGGUCAGCUGUCACUUUUAUUGCUGCCAGCAGCGAGAGCUUAGGACCAGUAGAUUCCUAUGUUUAUCUUUUUCCAGUUUUGCGCUCUUUCUUCCACAGAGAGCCAACUUCUUUAUCUUCUGAGACAUCCCUCCUUUCAUGUCUGAAGCCUCCAGUCAGUAAGACGGUAUACUAUCAAGUUGUGGAGAAUGCAAGGAGUCCUUACAUGUUGGAAAGACAAAGAAAAAUAUGGUAUUGCAGAUCCUCCAAUUCAAACCAGUGGGAAACUGUUGAACAUACUAGGAAGGUAGCAGGUGAUGUAAAAUCUAUUAAGAGUCCUGUCAAAAGAGAAUCCAAUGCACAAAGUGGCAAAUAUGUCAAUAGUAUUACACAGAAUUCGCCUCUACCUAUCAUUGAAGAUGUUGCCAUAAGAACAGGGACUCCCUUCCAAAGUACCUCUGGUUCAGUGGACAUAAGAGACUCUCUUUCAUCUGAAAAAUUGCAAUUCUCUGGCUUCAUCUCCGCGCAAAUCACAGCAAGAAAUAAUUAUCUUUGUGAUGGGCCUGGUGAAGGCAUACCCUUGUAUUCUGUUUGUGUGGAUAAGCGCACAGCUGGAGUGUCUGUAGGUUCUGAAUCUUCAAUGAACUGGAAUCCUAAAGGGGUUGCUGCUUCAUGCAUGCCUUGGCUGGAGCCUGUUAACAAGCAGUUUGGCUUAUCAAGUUCAGUUCCUCCUAAACUUGUUUCAAGCUCUUUUUUUAACAUCAGCAACAAUGUCAAGCAAGUCCAAAAGCCAGCACAAGAUCCAGAAGCCAGGGACUCUGAGCAAUCUGCUUAUGUGACCAGCAAGUUCCAGGAUAUUACUGUUUGUGACACUCUAAAGGGAAGCUCGUCUAUGGCUGGAGAUGAUGCCUCACAGUCUGAUUUAGGUGGGUUGUCUGCCUUAGCAAGAGCAUCUUCAAUUCCUGACACAGAAUGGAAGCCUCGUGGAGUUCUUGUUGCACACCUCCAGGAGCACCGUUCUGCUGUGAAUGAUAUAGCCAUUUCAAAUGACCACACCUUUUUCAUAAGUGCAUCAGAUGAUUCCACUGUUAAGAUAUGGGAUACUAGAAAGUUGGAAAAGGACAUCUCUUUUCGAUCUAGGUUAACUUAUUCUCUUGAUGGUAGCCGGGCUUUAUGUGCAACUAUGCUUCGAGGCACUGCACAAGUAGUUCUUGGUGCAAGUGAUGGAAGAGUUCACUUGUUUUCUGUGGAUUAUAUAUCUAGAGGGUUUGGUAAUGUAAUUGAAAGGUACUCGGGUGUUGCUGAUAUCAAGAAGAGAGAAGUUGGUGAAGGCGCGAUUCUUAGCCUUCUAAACUGUUCUAGUGCAGAUAGCUGCAUAAGUCAGACUGUUUUGUUCAGCACCCAGCGUUGUGGGGUCCAUCUUUGGGAUACAAGGAUGAACUCAGAAGCUUGGACAUUCAAAGCUGUUCCUGAUGAGGGAUAUGUCUCAUCUCUCGUAAUGGGUCAAUGUGGGAAUUGGUUUGUGUCGGGUUCUUCAAGGGGUUUUCUGACACUAUGGGAUCUCAGGUUCCUUUUGCCUGUUAACUCCUGGCAGUACCCCACUGUAUGCCCUGUGGAAAAGUUAUGCUUGCUAAUUCCACCAGCCAAUUCCUCGUCUACUGUCACAAGGCCGUUAGUUUAUGUUGCUGCUGGGCAUAAUGAGGUCUCCCUCUGGAAUGCAGAGAAUGGAAGUUGCCAUCAGGUGCUGAGAGUAGCUAGUGGUGAGAAUGAAGCUGAAACAUCCAAUGUUACUCGAGCACUGGCAAGGCCUUCUAGCAAACAAAGUUCAAAACCAGAUGGGAAACGUGGUACCAGUUCCAAAUAUAGGACUGAUGAGUUGAAUGAACCUGCCCCUCGUCUUCAGGGUAUCCGCUCAUUGCUUCCCUUACCUGGAGGAGACCUGUUAACUGGUGGAACAGACUUGAGGAUACGAUACUGGGAUCAUUCUAGUCCUGAUCAUAGUUACUGUGUAUGCGGUCCAUCAACAAAAGGUGUCAGGAAUGAUGAGUACUACGAUAUAAGGUCUAGCUUUGGCAUACAAGUUGUUCAGGAGAUGAACAAGAGGCCUGCUGCAUCCAAGUUGGCCCAGAAGGCACUUCUCUCAAUGGCAGCUACCGAUUCUGCCGGGUGCCACCGCGACUCAGUGCUUUCAUUAGCAUCCGCCAAGUUGAGCCAAAGACUACUGAUAUCCAGUAGCAGAGAUGGUGCAAUCAAGGUCUGGAAAUAAGAACUGGAGAAAAACAAUUAGAUUGUGAAGAUUGCGUUGUACAUAUGUAGAUACAUGAAUAUGGACAAUUAGAUCUAAAGGCAUGUGGAUAACCAUGUGCCCAAAAAGUUGAAAGUUACUCUUCUUUCGUUCAAAGUGAAUUUAGAUAUGUUUUCGCGGAGUUGCAAGUUUUGGCUUAUAAUUUAAUUGGUCAAUUGCUGCAUGUACCUGAGUCUGAUUACAUUAAUCUACAAAGGAGUUAAUACAUCUCUUCGCAGUUGAUGGAGUA